UUAGGUAACAGAGAGCAAGUGCCUGUGCAAACCCUCUGGGGGAAGAGAGAGAGGAAGUCAAGCAUUUAGACAGAAGGAGGUUGUUAAAGCAGGGAAAUUUUGCGCCUGGAGAGAAGAGAAAGGGGAACACUUCCCCCUCUACCCUCCCCCUCGUUCAUCCUAGCUUUCCACUCCAGACCUCUGUGUGUGUGUGUGUGUGUCUAUGGACAACGGAUCGACGAUGCCCACGAACGGAAUGAACAAAGCCUUGAAGCUGCAGUUUGGCCUCAUCAACCACGAGAGCCGUUACCUAACGGCCGAGGCCUUCGGCUUCAAGGUGAACGCCUCGGCCUCCAGCAUGAAGAAGAAGCAGAUCUGGACUCUGGAGCAAGAGGACCAGGACACCCAGGUAGUGUUCCUUCGCAGCCACCUGGGCCGUUACCUGGCCUCCGAUAAGGAUGGUAAGGUGAGCUGCGGGGCAGAGCAGCCCGACUCGCCCGGCUGCCGCUUCCUGAUCGUGGCCCAGUCGGACGGCCGCUGGGCACUGCAGUCGGAGGCAUACCUGCGCUUCUUCGGAGGCUCGGCUGACUACCUGUCCUGCUUCGCCCAGGCCAUCGGGGAGCCUGAGCUGUGGGCCGUCCACCUGGCCCUCCAUCCGCAAUCUAGCCUGCUCAGCGUGGCGCGCAAACGCUACGCCCACCUGUUUGCCCGGGAAGGAGAGAUCUCGGUGGACAGCAACAUCCCCUGGGGCUCGGACUCCCUGGUCACCCUGGUAUACCUGGAAGGAAAGUACUUCCUGAAGACGUGCGACAGCCGCUUCCUCAGCAACGACGGGAAGCUGGUCAAAGAGAACACCCCCACCACCAGCUUCACCCUGGAGCUCAAGUCAGGCAAGCUGGCCUUCAAGGACUGCGAUGGGAAGUACCUGACACCCAUGGGCCCGACUGGCACGCUGCGCUCAGGCCGGUGCUCCAAGCCUGGCAAGGAUGAGCUGUUUGAUCUAGAGGAGAGCCACCCACAAGUCAUUUUCCAGGCAGCCAACAAAAGAUUUGUCUCCGUCAAACAAGGUGUGAGCAUCUCAGCCAACCAGGAUGUGGAGACAGACAUGGAGACCUUCCAGAUGGAGAUUGAUAAGGAGAGCAAGAAGUGCAUGUUUAGGACCAACGGUGGUAACUACUGGACACUGGUCUCCCACGGAGGGAUCCAGUCCACAGCCACGGAGGUGGAGGCCAACACAAUGUUUGACAUUGAAUGGCUGGGUCGCAGUGUAGCACUGAAGGCAAGCAAUGGGAAGUACGUGUGCACCAAAAAGAAUGGGCAGCUUUCAGCCGUCAGCGAUUCCGUAGGUGAUGAUGAGCUCUUCCUGAUGAAGCUCAUUAAUCGGCCCAUGUUAAUCCUGCGAGGGGAGAACGGUUUUGUGUGUCAUCACAAGAGCUCCAACACGCUGGAUGCCAACCGAUCCGUCUAUGACAUCUUCUUACUGCUUUUCAGUGAUGGCGCCUACCACAUAAAAAGCGUAGGUGGAAAGUUCUGGUAUGUCUCCAGCAGCAGCCUGGUGUGCUCAGACGGAGACAAGCCUGAGGACUUCUUCCUGGAGUUCCUGGAGCACGGGCGGGUGGGCAUCAAGGGCAAGAACGGCAAGUACCUGCGCGGGGACAGCGGCACGCUGAAGGGUGACGCUGCUACCGUGGACCCCUCCUGUCUCUGGGAGUACUAACCUGGCGCGACCUCCUGACGACCCCUGAAGCCCGUGGAGGGGUGGAGGGAGAAGGAGAGAGGGAGGACCUGGUUCCCACCUGGGUUCACAGCUCAACCAACAACGAUACAUUACACAGACUGACUGGGGAACAUUUUCACUACUCUCUUUUCUACUUUAGUGGCAAAGGAGAGGCCGUUCCCACUUCUUUGUUUUGGCAAAAAGUGAAAAUGUGUAGAAAGUUUCUUUGUGUUUAUUUUAUUAUAUUUGAUUUGUUUUCCAAAAAAAGCAUUGGUUACCUAAAUAUAGUUUUUUUCCAAGUGACAUUGCCAACAUCAACGACAGCGAAUACUUAAUAAAAUCUGCUCAUUUUGGUCACUCACACAGCCUAUAAAAAAACAUUAGAUUCUGUAUAGCGGUCCUUAAAUUAUUAUCUGGAUGCCUGAAUAAAGGCAGCUUUUCACACCAA
Molecule: messenger RNA, 2144 nt
Organism: Oncorhynchus gorbuscha (pink salmon)
Lineage: Eukaryota; Metazoa; Chordata; Actinopteri; Salmoniformes; Salmonidae
Product: fascin-2-like
Biological process (GO): cell migration; actin filament bundle assembly; establishment or maintenance of cell polarity
Cellular component (GO): actin cytoskeleton; cytoplasm
Molecular function (GO): actin filament binding; protein-macromolecule adaptor activity
Source: RefSeq, a predicted model, not a curated record